Pollicipes pollicipes is the source of this 1672-nucleotide messenger RNA. RefSeq names its product ubiquitin carboxyl-terminal hydrolase calypso (gene caly). The record is from RefSeq and is a predicted model, not a curated record. Bases 146 to 1279 code for a protein of 377 amino acids. Gene Ontology annotation, biological process: ubiquitin-dependent protein catabolic process; protein deubiquitination. Lineage: Eukaryota; Metazoa; Arthropoda; Thecostraca; Pollicipedomorpha; Pollicipedidae. The transcript has 10 exons. Gene Ontology annotation, cellular component: cytoplasm. Gene Ontology annotation, molecular function: cysteine-type deubiquitinase activity.
GAGUGCGUGGAAGGCCGGGAGAUUGAAGUCUGGAAUUUGGGUUUCUGGAGGUAGAAAUGGGACGAUAAAGCGACAUUUAUGAUUCUGUGGGUUUGGGUGACGCUUUAGCCAGUGUACUUCAUCUGCAUCUGACCAUCUUGCAAGAAUGCUGCUGGGCUUGAGCCAUCUAUAUGAUGGCUGGAUGGAAUUGGAAAGUGAUCCAGGCCUCUUUACUCUACUGUUGGAAGAUUUUGGUGUCAAAGGACUUCAGGUGGAGGAGAUUUAUGACAUCAGCAAGUCUGCCGACGAAAAGACGUUUGGGUACAUCCUGUUGUUUCGCUGGAUGGAGGAGCGGCGCGCUCGGCGCCAGACCUGUGACAAGGACAGCUUUCUGAUGGAUGAAGAAGAGGUCAAUAGUAUCUUCUUUGCGCAACAGGUGGUUCCCAACAGCUGCGCCACUCACGCUCUGGUCUCAAUCCUGCUCAACUGCUGCGAUGUGGACCUCGGCCCCACUCUGACCAACUUCAAACACCAUGUGGAAGGGAUGAAUCCAGAGAACAAGGGCCUCGCCAUCGGCAACACUGCCGAGCUGGCGUGGGCCCACAACUCGCACGCGGCGCAGCAGGCACACCGCGUGCAGGAGCGGCCGGCCGUCGGCCUACCGGUCGGCAGGUCGGCCGCCGAGACCUUCCACUACGUCAGCUACGUGCCCAUCAACGGCCGCCUGUUCGAGCUGGACGGCCUCAAGCCCGGUCCCAUCGACCACGGACCGUGGGCGGCCGGCGAGGAGUGGACGGACAAAUUCCGGCGCGUCAUCUCGGACCGGCUGGGCAUCGCCACCAGCGGCCAGCCGUACCACGACAUCCGCUUUAACCUGAUGAGCGUCGUGUCGGACCGCCGGAUCACGCUGACGCGGCGACUCAGCUCACUCAAAGCCGACAUCUGGUGGCUAUACAGGAGCGGACAGCGCGAGCCGGAGGAGGCGGCCGACGCGCGCCCGCUGUCGGCCGCAGCGCGCUGGCCGGCUGAGCGGCGCGGCGCCGUCCACAGUCUGCUGCAGCGCGAUGCCCGGCUGUUGGAGGAGCGGCUGCGGGACGAGCUCGACAAGCGGAAAAAGUACCAGGUGGAGGCGAGCCGCCGCACGCACGACUACGACCCGUUCAUCACCACCUACCUCUCAAUGCUGGCCGCCGAGGGUCUGCUAGGAGAGCUAGUGCAGCAGCAGAUGUACCCGAGCAAGUACAGGAUCAUUGAAAAGCAAGAGUGCAAGGGCAAACGGAAAGGCCGCAAACGGAAGUAGCGACCUCAAUGGUGUGAUUAUGAUAUGCAAACAUUGGAGAUGUAAUCUCGUUUGUCUUAGGCGGGGGUGAGCAGGCAUCACCGCGCUAGCCGGGCGUGCGUAGACUUCGCCUUGUGACCGCCCAUUGCUCAUCAGCUCAUCGUUGUCAAAAACAGGCUGUUGUUCGUCUCCUGUUACUGAGAAUGUCAUUCUGCAUAGUUUUGUUUUCAAUAAUGACGGACCAACAUCAUUUAUGGCUUGGACUAAAUAGUUACUUAUCGACGGUAGUGUAUGAUGUGCAUUACCGCCCUACGAGCAGCGAAAGGCGGUCGCUUGCCAGACGAUUUGUCCAUGAACUGUCGUAUUGAAUUAUCUGAUGUCUCAUUUUUUGGACAAUACACGGAUGUGUAGGUG